CAAGUCUGGCAACACAGGGCAGCCAGCUGUUCGUCUUGGUCGUGUAACAACAAAUUCAGCAGCGAAUUUUCAUAUUCGGAAAACGUAGAAAGCGUGCAAAAGUCGUAGUCCCUGCUCAAAGUUAAUCGAAAAUUGUUCUGAAAAAUAAAAUAAAUAAAUUGAACGGGCGUACACAAAAACAACUUAGCCUGAAAGAAAAGUGAUUGCGAAAUACGCUGCAAGAGAGGAAGCCAGACGUCAUUAUCGCAUCACUGGAAAAGGCUGCCUUCGUGAACGUUUUAUGGCGGAAGCAACAACCGCAGAAGUCAAUCUGUAACUGAAGUGCAUCUCCUGGAGCGCGCGCUGCUCUUCUCUGUUCCCCCUGGUCACCUCGUCAUCCGUUUUAAGCUCAUCACCGCAUCAGUCCUUCAAAAUAAGCACGAAACACACAAGCUUGACCAACCAUGUCCUUUUCUGACUUCGACGCCAUCUAUGAGGAUGAGCAGCUGGACGACCUGGAGCACUUCCAGGAUCAAACUGUGGCGCCGGUUCAGGAGCCUAUUAUCAUUCGGGGAGCGGGCAACAUGACAGUAUUUGGCCUGAGCAAUCGCUUCAACGCAGAGUUCCCAUGCGGUCUGCUGUCCCGAGUGGCUCCCGAGGAGUUCAAGGCGACGGUGGGUCGGAUUAACGGAGUAUUGAAGAAAUCCCUGCCCGUCAACGUCAAGUGGCUCUUUUGCGGCUGCGUCUGUUGUUGCUGUACUCUAGGCUGCUCCCUCUGGCCUGUCAUCUGUCUCAGCAAACGCACACAACUCACCCUGGACAAGCUGUUCGAAUGGGAAAAUAAUCAUCUAUAUCAUAAGCUGGGCCUGCACUGGCGACUGCAUAAGCAACAAUGUGAUUCCAAUUCCAUGAUGGAGUAUGUUAUUUUAAUUGAAUUUAUACCCAAAACGCCCAUUUAUCGACCCGACUAAAUGCCGGCUAGGAAGAUGGGCGUGUGCACGGUAUCGCGGGGUCGUAAUGGUAAUUGUAAAAUAAACACUAGCUGCUAA
Messenger RNA from Drosophila eugracilis, 1028 nucleotides. Its product is annotated as cysteine-rich hydrophobic domain-containing protein 2. Lineage: Eukaryota; Metazoa; Arthropoda; Insecta; Diptera; Drosophilidae. The record is from RefSeq and is a predicted model, not a curated record. The coding region runs from base 444 to 950 and encodes 168 amino acids. The transcript is spliced from 5 exons.